Messenger RNA from Mesoplodon densirostris (Blainville's beaked whale), 1044 nucleotides. RefSeq names its product DnaJ heat shock protein family (Hsp40) member C4 (gene DNAJC4). The transcript is spliced from 7 exons. Lineage: Eukaryota; Metazoa; Chordata; Mammalia; Artiodactyla; Ziphiidae. The coding region runs from base 1 to 930 and encodes 309 amino acids. The record is from RefSeq and is a predicted model, not a curated record.
AUGUGCGGGGGCGGGGCUUCGCCGCUGGUCCGCUCCCUCAGGCCUAUGGGCGUGGUCUGGAUGUCUAAGCCAAUGAGAGUGUGGAGGCGGGGCCUGAAUAGGAGCAGGAAACGGCGGCCGCCAAGGGGUCUCUGCCCGCCUGCCUUCAUGCUGCCCCUGCUCCUGCGCCGGCUGUGGCCCCACAACCCUCCCACUCGGUUCUUCGCAGCGGCCGCCCGGCAGGGGUUUGGGCCUCUCUCCACAGGUCUGGCCCCAGUAACUACUAUGAACUGUUGGGGGUGCAUCCUGGUGCCAGCGCUGAAGAAGUUAAACGAGCUUUCUUCUCCAAGUCCAAAGAGGAUAGGUCAUGGGAAGGGAGAUGAGGGGAGUCCUGCCCCACCCCAGCUGCAUCCUGACCGGGACCCCAGGAACCCAGCCCUGCACAGCCGCUUUGUGGAGCUGAGUGAAGCAUACCAAGUGCUGAGCCGUGAGCAGAGCCGCCGCAGCUAUGACCACCAGCUCCGUUCGGCAGCUUCCCCGAAGUGUCCAGGAACCACAGCCCAUCCCAGGUCUGCUCAUCAGGCCCACAGCAGCUCCUGGGCACCCCCCAAUGCAAAAUACUGGGCCCAGUUUCAUGAAGUGAGGCCUCAGGGACCAGAGUCAAGGCAGCAGCAGCACAUGCACAACCGGCGGGUGCUGGGGUACUGCCUCCUGGUCAUGCUGGCAGGCAUGGGCCUGCACUAUGUUGCCUUCAGGAAGCUGGAGCAGAUGCAUCGUAGAUUCAUGGAUGAAAAGGAUCGGAUCAUCACAGCCAUCUACAAUGACACUCGGGCCCGGGCCAGGACCAACAGAGCCAGGCCCCAGGAGGAGCAACGGCAGGGGCAGCAGCUGCAGCCACCACCCGGGCCUCCUCAAGGCCCCGGGAUCGUGCCCCCCGGCCCCAGCCCCUGAGCGGCUCACCUUGGAGAGCUCACUUUGGAUGGGGCCCGCGGUGUGCUCCCUUCUGGGACACCCCACUCCCCAAAAAGCGUGCAAUAAAGUGAUUCUCAGAGCUCUUGUCUGGCU